AUGCCCUAUGUGGUUAGAAUGCCUAUCUCUGCUGCUGGCAUGCGGGAGCGAUUUCUGUACAUGUUCAUUUGCAGGCGUGUUAUUGUUGGAAUUCCUUCGCAAAUUAUAUGGCAACAGAAUGCUGCGCCUGCUGUGGCUUGGCUUGUCAAGUGUUGGUUAGAGUUUAGUCCCAGCAACACUCGCAGGCGGUGGGCCCAGAAGAUGGUGUUGCUCUUCUGCCUGAAACGGGGCCUGCAACCGACCGGUUGCUGCACUCCAUCGACCACCGGCUUGCUUGAAGCGGCGUGUUUGAUGAACGACGGGCGCAAUCACUGCAUCAUAAUUAACGAUCCCGCCACGGGCAAACUCUGCGGCCUGGUCACCGCCAAAGACCUUGCCUUCCGCGUGGUGGCGAGUCAGAUGCCCUUUACUACUCCCGUGGAGCAGAUUAUGACUCCCAGACCGUACAUCAUGUCGGCGCGGGCAAGCGCAAACGAGGCCCUACGGUUGAUGGUUACGAAGAAGAUACGGCACCUGCCGCUGGUGGACGACAACGGCAGUGUUGUGGGGGUGCUGAACAUAACCAAAUGUUUCUACCAUGCGAUGAUCAGGCUCGAAAAGAUGGCCGGUGAGGCGAAAAAGCUCGAGUCCACGUUCAACGACCUGAAAGAGGCGUCGCUCGAGCUGGAAACAAGCAAGUAUUUGCUGGUCCAGCGCGGGGAGGGCGAGUCGGAGACGCAGGAUUCACCGGAGGCGUUUGCAAGCAACGAAAACCUGAUGGACCUGGGCAUCUUGCGUCGCAAACAAAAAAUCGUGAAGGACCUGAAAAGGCUGAUUGAUGUGAUGACCCAGCCGAAUCUCCGGAGCGUUCUCGAGGACUCGGAUCUCGAAAUGUCGCCGCCGCUGCUGAUUGGCACAAAAACCAGCGUUUUGGACGCCGUCAAGCUGCUCAAGGAGAAAAACGUGACGGCCCUGCUGGUUUGCGAGUCUCCGGCCGCUCCUGCCCACUGCAGCCACAUCAUCGGGAUUCUCACGAGCAAGGACGUCGCCUUUAGGGUGCUGGCAAGCCACAUCGACCCCAAGACCACGAGCAUAGCACGGGUGAUGACGCUCAGGCCCAACUUUGCGGACGAAACACUGGAAAUCCACACCGCGUUGCGACUGAUGUUCGAAGGGAAGUUUUUGAACCUGCCAAUCAAGGAUUCCAACGGAUACAUUACCGGCCUAGUGAGCGUUUUGCAGCUGACCUACGCCCUGCUCAAGACACUUGACGGGUCCACUGAAACGACCGAAGAUUUACUGGAGGCAGACAACACAUCGGUAAACUCUCUCGAUAACGGGCCUGCAUGGAAUCGGUUUUGGGGAUCACUGGACCAGCCGCUGAGCACGAUGGAGAGCACGGAGAAGUCCUCGAGAAGAAGCUCCUACCACUUACCGCGCAAGGUGGCCCGCACCAACUCCAGCAACGAUACGCCGACUCUCAGUGUGCCGUACAUUGGGCCCAUCAAACGCAAUUUAUCCGAGCAGUCUUCCUUCGAGCGGACACUGCCGCGUCCACCGGCGUUCAGCAAUGUUUCCUCUGCAACUGUGUUUGAGGCGAGCGCAAUAACUGAUGCUCCAGAAACCUUGAAGACCAAACCAAGGGAGGUCAAAUACAAGCUGAAAAUUAAGGAGAACUUGGGUUUGGGCUUUAACAAUAAAAUAUACAAGAUCAGGAUUGACUUGGACUCAAUCAGCAGCUCUGCGGACCUCUUUCGUGCACUGACACACAGGAUCUACCAUAAAGUGAGUCUGAGUCCCUCGGAGUAUAAAUUCGACCUUGGCUACAUCGACGAGGACGGAGACCUGAUAUCUGUCGAGAAGGAGGAGGACUUUGAAAACGCCACUGAGUCCAAACGCGUCUACUUUGUCCUGGAUAUUCGCAGGCGGUAUCCAAACCCCUCUCCCGAUGCCAUGACUUUGGCGCUGGCCGCCGGGUGCGUGGUGAUCGGGCUAUACCUAGUGAGAAGAUAUAGCUGA
Molecule: messenger RNA, 1998 nt
Organism: Ogataea haglerorum
Lineage: Eukaryota; Fungi; Ascomycota; Pichiomycetes; Pichiales; Pichiaceae
Exons: 2
Coding region: 1-1998 (665 amino acids)
Molecular function (GO): protein binding
Source: RefSeq, a predicted model, not a curated record